UAUACGGUGGGUUUGAACUUUGAAGGCCAAAUCAUGCACAGUGCCUUGCAGUUACAGGUUCUGCAACUCACUUCUUCCUUCGAUUUUCACUUUGCAUUUCGCUAUUUUGCUCAACCCAUUACCUUAUAGUUUUCCCAAUUGCUUCAAAUUUAUGCAAAUUUACCCCAAAUCUCUUUCCCACUUUAGGGUUUUUGGGAAUCUCAAUGGACACCAGUGCUGCACGUGAUUGAGUAGAAUUACCCUCCUGCUCCAACUUGCAUUGCUGUUUCAAAUCUUCAAUUUCCCUUUAUUAUUUAUUAUUUUCAUUUUCAUGUUAUGGGUGGUGUUGAAAUCCCCAAUUGGCUGAAAGGGUUGCCACUGGCGCCAGUAUUUCGCCCUACAGACACUGAAUUUGCUGACCCAAUUGCUUAUAUUUCAAAGAUUGAGAAGGAAGCUGCCAACUUUGGGAUUUGUAAGAUAAUUCCACCGUUGCCCAAACCUUCAAAAAGAUAUGUAUUUUCUAAUUUGAAUAGGUCACUCUUGAAGUGCCCUGAUUUGGGUCCUGAUAGCAGUUCAUUAGGUGUUUGUAAUUCUUCAAAAACCAGUUCUGGGGAUAGUAGUAGUUUUGGGGUGUCGCGAGCCGUGUUUACCACAAGGCACCAAGAACUAGGGCAGAGUCAGAGUGUGAAAAAAUCCAAAGGGGCAGUUCAGAAUCCACUGUCAGGUGUUCAUAAGCAAGUAUGGCAAAGUGGGGAAGCUUAUACUCUGGAACAGUUUGAGUCUAAAUCGAAGUCUUUUGCGAGAAGUGUGCUCGGUCCGGUGAAGGAUGUUUCUCCAUUGGUUAUAGAGUCUCUGUUUUGGAAGGCAUCUUUAGAUAAGCCUAUAUAUGUGGAGUAUGCCAAUGACGUGCCCGGUUCAGCUUUUGAAGAGUCCAAGGGUCAAUUUAAGUAUAGUCAUAGAAGGCGAAGAAAAAGGACUUAUUAUAAGAGUAGGCUAGAUAGCUCUGAUUGUAAACAAACUGAAAUGGGUUGUGUUAGAGAUACACAAACUGAUGAGACUAUGGAUGCUUCUGCCCCAAGUCAUGCAGAACCGUGUUUGCAGAUGACCAAAUCAGCUACAACUGUGUCAACAUUUUCAUCAAACGAAGAUUCACAUUCGCAACCUUCUAAGGAAAAGGGUUCAGAUGCCAGCAAUGAUAUGCAAGGCACUGCUGGUUGGAAGCUUUCAAACAGUCCUUGGAACUUGCAAGUUAUUGCACGCUCAUCUGGCUCACUCACACGAUUUAUGCCGGAUGAUAUUCCUGGUGUCACUUCACCUAUGGUAUACAUUGGUAUGCUGUUCAGUUGGUUUGCUUGGCAUGUAGAGGAUCAUGAGCUUCACAGCAUGAAUUUUCUUCAUACUGGCUCAUCAAAGACUUGGUAUGCUGUUCCAGGAGAUUAUGCCUUUGCCUUUGAGGAAGUCAUCCGGACCAAGGGUUAUGGUGGUAAUGUUGAUCACUUAGCUGCUUUGAAACUUUUGGGUGAGAAAACAACCCUUUUAUCACCUGAGGUAAUUGUUGCAUCUGGGAUUCCUUGUUGCAGGUUAACACAGAACCCUGGUGAAUUUGUUGUGACUUUUCCAAGAGCUUAUCAUGUAGGAUUCAGCCAUGGUUUUAACUGUGGGGAAGCUGCUAACUUUGGAACUCCCCAAUGGCUUAGAGUAGCUAAGGAAGCUGCAGUGCGCCGAGCUGCAAUGAACUAUCUUCCCAUGCUUUCCCAUCAGCAACUGCUUUACUUACUGACCAUGUCUUUUAUUUCAAGAGUGCCAAGAACACUAUUACCUGGUGUGCGUAGUUCUCGUCUGAGAGACCGUCAGAAAGAAGAGAGGGAGAUUUUAGUUAAACAGGCUUUUAUAGAAGACAUGCUACUGGAAAACAAGCUACUAUCCAUUCUUCUUGGAAAGGAAGCAACUAAAAAAGCUGUUUUAUGGAAUGCUGAUUUACUGCCAGAUUCCAGCAAAGAUUUUCAGUUGCCGGAUUUAACUUCUACUACUGGAACAUCUGUGUCAGACAUGUCAAAUAUUAGUUCUGCAGAAAAGAGUAGUCAUUAUCUUCUUGAUGAGAUGAGUUUGUAUAUGGAUAAUUUAACCUAUUUAGAUCUUGGUGAUGAUGAUCUUCCAUGUCACUUCCAAACUGAUUCAGGAGCACUUGCUUGUGUGGGUUGUGGAAUCCUUGGUUUUCCAUUUAUGACUGUGAUACAACCAACUGAGAAAUUGACAAUGGAACUUCUUCCAGAUAAUCAUCUAGUUCAUGUUUCCUCUCCAGACUCUACAGCUUGCAUUCGUAGUUCCAUCUCAAGGGAUCUUUCUAUUUCUGAACUUUCAUCAGUAAAGGUGUUGCCAGAUCAAUCUUUAAACAUGUGCAGUAAAUAUUGGAACACCUCCAGUAAAUUUUUGAGGCCUAGGAUUUUCUGCCUGGAGCAUGCUGUUCAACUAGUAGAGAUGUUGGAGAGCAAAGGUGGAGCCAAUGUGCUUAUAAUUUGCCAUUCAGACUUUCAGAAGAUAAAGGCACAUGCCAGUGCAGUCGCGGAUGAGAUACAUAGUGCUUUUGAUUAUAAUGAGGUUCCAUUAGAAACAGCAUCCUCAGAAUAUUUGACUCUGAUAGAUCGGGCAAUUGAUGGUGAAGAACUUGAUGAAUGCGAAGAUUGGACAUCUAAACUAGGCAUUAACCUACAGUCUUGUGUCCAUGCAAGAAAUAACCCUCUAUCUAAACAAGUUCCUUGGACACUAGGGACGCUGUUCUACGGUAAACCUCCUGCUUCAAAAAUUUUAGCUUUAAAUUGGCAGUCGCAAAGAUCUCGGUCUAAAAAGUCAAGUCGUUUAGCUCAGACUAAACCCUGUGACAGCAUUCAGAGAAAGAAUGGUGAUCGGUUGGAUGGAAGAAUAGAUGACUCCACUUCUGAAAAGAAGUUAAUUCAAUAUUCAAGGAGGAAGUUCAAGUCAAAGCAAAGGUGUUUCCCUGUAGUAAGCAUGGCCUGUGAUUUCCAAGAGAAGUCCAAAAUUGUGUCGGCUAUCUCAAGUGGGGAUCAUUAUAAUUGUGUUUCUAAAAAUGGGCUUGAAGCUGAGAAUUUCAGGAGUGAUUGUACAUUGUCAUGUGUCUCUACUUCUACUGAAAUGUUUCCAAUGCAUCCUGAAAUCCAGAUUGCUGAAAUGCCCACCAGUAUGAGAUUGAAUGCUGCUAAGUCACAAUCUUCGAAUUCCAUUCAUGAUCAUAUUUUGAUGAUCGAAAAAGUUGGAGCAGAGACUGAGAAUCAAACUCUGCAGGAAUCAGACCAAGACAGAAGAAAUGAUUUAACAGUCAGUCAUUCUAAGAUGCAUUGCAAUACCAGUGUCUCAGAAAUACGUCGCAAGGAGAGCCAAGAUUGUCAGGACAAGAAAUAUUCUAGUUCACUUACAAAUGCAACAGAUAGAAAUAUUGAAAUGAUUAGAAAGACUGAAAAUACAGAAGCAGUUAUCACUCGUAGCGAGUGUAAUAGCUUAAGUCUGUAUGAUGAAGUGCAUCAAGAAUAUCAGUCUACUUGCAAAAGCAACAAUGACGAAGCUGCUUUAUCACCUGCUUCAUUGGUAAAUCAUUCUACUCUUGCCUCUAGGGAUGGAAGUUUUGAAAGUCCAAAUAAUUAUACUGCAGAAAGAAUUAGCAAUCCUAUUUUCUUAGAAACAAGAACUGAGGAAGGAAUUGAUUCUUUAAGUGAAAGGGACAAGGAACCUCUAAUUGAUGACCAACCAAUUAGCAAACCUACUCCAAAAGAUGUUUGUAAAGUUCAAAGAGAGCAUUAUGCUUCUGCAGACUUGCGUAAUAACAUAAUUUUGGAUACUGAGAUGCAACAAGAAACUCAGGGUGGGGAAGAUGCUGGAGGGUUGAAUGAGGAAGUGAUUCCAGAGUCCGUGGAGCAGUGUCAGAUGAAAAAUAAGAAUAAAAUUAAUGAGACACCUGUUUCUGGCUAUGUUGCCAAAGGUGAAAAUAAAAGCCUAACUACAUCAGAAUUAGGCUGUUCUGAAGUUUUGGUGGAAACCUGUCCUAAAGAAUACUCCUGUAUUCAAUUUAUUUCAGAUAAAGAAAAAGAAAUGAAAAUCCAGUCAAUUAAUAGAAUUGAUGAAGAACAUUGCUCUGGCACUGAUGCAUUGCUAAAGGACUCUUCUCUAUCAAUUGAGGAAUGUUCUGAAACUGAGAAAGAGACGUGUGUUAGAGAAAACGUGAAUGGAAUCAAAGCUGAUUUGUCACAAAAUAAUAGGGGGCAGGAAAGCUGUGAGUUGACUACAGCAGUUCCCAGAUCAAAUGCUCGGAAGAAAAGGAAGAGGGAAGUAGAACAUACAGCAAAAGGCCAAUCCAAUUGUGACAACUUUAUUAGAAGUCCAUGUGAAGGGCUGAGGCCAAGAGCUGGGAAGAAUGCUGGUGGCAAAAGUGGGGUGGAAAUCAACCAAAUUGACAAGGAAAAUCAGUUGGCUAAAAGAGCACGGAGAUCUUCUGAAGUUUUGGUUCCUCGCAAAAAUAAAAAAGAUGAUGUUAAAAGGCCCCACAAGUGUGACCUUGAUGGUUGCCGAAUGAGUUUCAAGACUAAGGCCGAGUUACUGUUGCAUAAACGAAACCUCUGCCCACAUGAAGGGUGCGGUAAGAAGUUCAGCUCCCACAAAUAUGCUUUACUUCACCAGCGUGUUCAUGAUGAUGAGAGGCCCCUUAAGUGCCCAUGGAAAGGUUGUUCCAUGACAUUCAAGUGGGCAUGGGCAAGGACAGAGCAUAUACGUGUACAUACCGGGGAGAAGCCUUAUCAAUGCAAGGUUGAGGGAUGCGGCCUUUCUUUCAGGUUUGUAUCAGAUUUUAGCAGGCACAGACGGAAAACGGGGCAUAAUGUGAAAGCUCCUGCUUGAGACAUAGUAUUCAUUUGUGAACAUUUUGUUCUUGCAACAUGUGCAUAUUUGCAGUUAGAUUCGUAAGAAGCGAGGCAUAGAGUUGUGUCUGACCAUAAGCAUUCUGGUUAGCUGUAAAGUUAGGAUAGAAUGGCUGUUUUUGUAGGUGCUCCAUAUCCAAUUCAUUUGAAGGCAGUUAGAGUUGGUAACUUCAGAGAGUUUUGAUAUUUUUCUAUCAUUAAAAUUCAUAUAUAGCAACAGCCUCUAAAGGAGGGAAAACUCUCCAUUAAGGGAAGCUGCAUCAUGUUGGUUGGUCAUGCCUCUGAGAACUUACUUUUUUUGAUUGCCUGUUCGGAUGUACUUAUGGUUCUUUUGUAGCAGUUGAUAGGUCCUUGAUCAUUCAGGAUAUACAGUGUUGUUCAUUAUGGAUGUAUAUUACUUUGGAUUAACUUCAUUUGUUAUUAAGGGGGACAAGAAAGCUGAGAGCAAGAAACAAGGUAUGUGCUCUCAAUUGUAUGUACUUUCUUCUUGGCUAGUAAAUUCAGUGGUUAAACAUUCACUUGAGACUGCAUAUUCUGCCCU
Cajanus cajan (pigeon pea) is the source of this 5442-nucleotide messenger RNA. It is a transcript of the gene ELF6, whose product is annotated as Zinc finger (C2H2 type) family protein / transcription factor jumonji (jmj) family protein. Gene Ontology annotation, biological process: chromatin remodeling; regulation of gene expression. The record is from RefSeq and is a predicted model, not a curated record. Gene Ontology annotation, molecular function: histone H3K4me/H3K4me2/H3K4me3 demethylase activity. Gene Ontology annotation, cellular component: nucleus; chromatin. NCBI's taxonomy places the organism in Eukaryota, Viridiplantae, Streptophyta, Magnoliopsida, Fabales, Fabaceae.